This is a messenger RNA of Diaporthe batatas, 2376 nucleotides long. RefSeq lists its product as uncharacterized. Gene Ontology annotation, biological process: protein folding in endoplasmic reticulum. Gene Ontology annotation, cellular component: EMC complex. The transcript is spliced from 4 exons. Gene Ontology annotation, molecular function: protein binding. The coding region runs from base 422 to 1396 and encodes 324 amino acids. The record is from RefSeq and is a predicted model, not a curated record. Lineage: Eukaryota; Fungi; Ascomycota; Sordariomycetes; Diaporthales; Diaporthaceae.
CUGGGCUGGCUGCGGCCUGGUUAGCAGCACAUCAUCGGCCUGCGUUGCAGCUGCCCCACGUAUUGAGCGUCGGGGCGGGCAGACGGCGUAAUCGGUACCUAGGUACCCUGGACAGUAGCCUCAUAGCUCGGGUCAUCUCCCCUGGCCAUACUGUGCCGCAGCAGAGCACCAACCAGCGGCUAAUAAGAGCAACUAACUGCACAGGGAAGCUCCUGUCCCUGCCUCCGAUCAGCAACGAGCGGCCGUAGUGCAUACGUGCAGCGACAGCUCUAGUCUCCACAGCUUUCAUCCCAUCUAUCCAUCCACCAGCUCGGCUUCACCACGACAGACGCCCCCUUACCGCACUGCUCGACCACCCAGCGACUGUCCUCAUCAUCUAUAUACUCGGCCAGUCGACUGAUUCGCUAAUAAAUAACACAUCAUGGCCCCCUCACUCCUCCAUCCUCCCAGCCAUCUGUCGCCAGCGCAAGCUCUCGAGCUUUCGCAACGCGCUCCCGCAAUCCUCCAGAACUCGCCGCGCACGAUCUCGUCCUCACCCUUAGCAUCUCUGUUUUCGUCACCAGAAAACACUGAGCUAUGGAUGACUGUCGAGAACUUGCUGCUCUCCUGUCUGCGUACAGGCGACGAGAAGGCGGCCCACGAGUGCCUCGAGAGGUUGAUCCUGAGGUUCGGCGAGGACAACGAGCGUAUAAUGGCUUUCAAAGGGAUUUUGAAGGAGGCAGAUGCUCCUGACAAUGCUGCGUUGGAGAAGGUGCUGAAAGAAUACGACGAUAUUCUGGCCAAGAACGAGACCAACAUUCCCAUCACGAAGCGACGUAUCGCACUGCUCCGUACACUGGGCCGGCCCGCUGAUGCUGUGUCUGGCCUUUCAGCCCUGCUGGACUUCUGCCCCGUCGACGCCGAGUCCUGGGCAGAGAUGGCGGACAUUUACUGCUCUCAGGGGAUGUAUGCGCAAGCUAUCUAUGCCCUUGAGGAAGUACUGGUGCUGGCUCCUAAUGCUUGGAAUAUCCACGCUCGUCUCGGCGAGGUCGAGUACAUGGCCUCAACAUCUUCUGGUGCCGACGAAGCCGCCUCACGCAAAUAUCUUGCAGAGUCAUUAAAGAGGUUCUGCCGAAGCAUUGAACUUUGUGACGACUACCUGCGUGGAUAUUACGGGCUGAACCUGGUUACUUCGAAGUUGUUGGAAUCAAAGUCUAGCAAACAAACGGAUCCAGAGGACUUUGCAAUUCCGCCUACGGCCACCAUCGAGAAGCUUCGGGAAAAGAGCACUGCCAAAUUAUCUGAAAUCGUGCGCCGUAAUACCGCGAAGGAGAGAGGCUGGUGCGGAUACGAGGAAUCCGAAGUUGAGGCGGCUCGCGAGCUUCUCUCAAAGGAAUCUUCUGGUCUUGUCAGAUGAGCGCAGCUGCUACCAGCACAGCUUACACGGGAUCUGGAUCGCCAUCUGUGAGUCACAGAGCAGAAGCAUGGCAGUGCAUUCCGAGCGAAGGACCAGUCAGGGAGAACUUGGGUCCUAUUGGGCCUGGUAUCAUAAACUUGCAUGACCGGUGGGUACUCAGCUGUGCGAGCUGGCAGUGCCAUGAGCACGUGGCGCCAGUCGAGGUUGGGACAGGUAAUCUGAAAGGACGCAAGCGGGCGGCACCAAGAUUUCCAAUGCUCAAGAUCCAGGCAUUCGCAGAAGUUUGCCAGACGAGGCGCCGCCGUGCCGUCGAAAUGGAUUACAAACGAGGCAACUCGGUAGGGUCUCCGGAUCUUCACUCAGUCGCAGGGACAGGCAUGGGGCAAACAGUUCGUGCAUCCCCUGGUUGAUUGAUCCCUUGCAUUCAGUUCGUUGCCGUCUGUGUUCCGUCGAACGGCAAUGCAACCAUGAGGUCAGACUUAUUGUGAGCUAUCGCAAUGCGGCUCCCCGACGGUGGAGUGAGACGGCUGGCUGUGCCUUUUGCGCGCCGUCUACUUUAGACAAACCACAUACAACUUUAAUGCAUACGUGCUUCCCCAGGCCACAUGAGGGCUCUCUCGCGCAGCUGCGAGUGGUAAUGCAGGACUGCAGCCAGACCCAAAGAUUUGCAUAAAUGUGGCUGCAAUCUGCAUUGUCAUCAUCCCACCGCCUUUUUGGAUGCGCGGCGGAAUCGGGCCUUCGGACACCAUCUCGCACUAAAAGACGUGAAACAAACCACGGAUAAACCGUCAGGCCACUUCAAAUUUUCAGACGAGCGAAGUUGGUUGCAGACCCUGGGCCAAUUCGCGAAGCAGCUGUGUCCUCGUGCCCUGUCAAAUGUCGGCGUGGUACGCCUGCACCUGCAGGACUUCCGCUUCUGGCCGCGCCGAAGCAUCUCAUCGUCUUGGGCUGCGUCAACCUGCAGGAAGGAUUUGCCCCGG